UGAGCUCUUUUUUUUUUUUACUCUUUGGAUCUUUGGAAAACCUGCUGUGUGAUGCUGCAGUCAUUUCUGAUCUGAGCACAGGAGUGCUCUCUAUCCCUCCUGAUUUGCAGUCAGGGCAACUUGGCUGUUGAGGAAAGUGCUUUGCCAGGUGUUCCUGUGCAAUCCGAGGAGAAUUUUUUAUUUCUUUCUUUCUAUCUACCUACCUAUCUUGGAAUAACAGUGCCAUGCCUUCUGGAUUGCAAUACAGCCUCUUUCUCUUCUUGUGCCUAACAUCAUGUCAGGAAUCUCAAGCAUCCCAGAACUGCAUGAACAAGCAACAGCUUCUGACUGCCAUCCGCCAAAUGCAGCAAUUUCUAAAGGGGCAGGAAACGAGAUUUGCCGAGGGGCUCCGUGUCAUGAAACACCGGCUGACGACUCUGCAAAACGCAGUCAUGAAAACUACCCCUGACCCACCAACUGUGUUCUGCCCUGCCCUGGAUGCCCCGCUGAAUGGCAAAAGAUUUGGCACCAAGAACAUGGUGGACCAUGAAGUCCAUUUCACCUGCGAUCCUGGAUUCCGACUCGUGGGCUCCAGUUCUCGAGUGUGUCAGCCAAACGGCAGCUGGACAGGAGAUGUUCCUGAGUGCACAGAUAUUGGGGUAUGUACCAGUCACCUGUGCCAGAAUGGAGGAACAUGUGUUGACCGAGGUGAACAGUACAAAUGCUUUUGUCCCCAGGAGUGGACAGGCCCCAACUGCCAAUAUCAAACGCAGACAGUACCACCAGAAUGGAGCGUAACAGAUGAUCCGGCGUUCAGCCGUAAACCUCGCUGCGCCAAAUUUGACCGGAUGCAGCAGUGCAGCUGCGAAGCAGGCUUCCAUAUGAGCGGCACAGCAGAAAACAGCAUCUGCCAGGAUGUGAAUGAAUGUGAAGUUUACAAGCUGGAGGGAGUCCCUCGCCUCUGUAUGCACACCUGCAUCAACAUUCCUGGCUCCUACCGCUGUUCCUGCCCCAGAGGAUACCAGAUCUUCAGCGAUGGGAAAAGCUGUGAAGACAUUGACGAGUGUGCUCUCUCAUUGCACAACUGUACCAGGGGAACGACAUGCAUUAAUACAGGAGGAAGCUUUCAGUGUGUUAAUCCAGAGUGCCCCAAGCCCAGUGGAAACAUCAGCUAUGUGAAAACAUCGCCGUUCCAAUGCGAACGGAACCCAUGCCCCAUGGACAGCAGAUCCUGCCACCAUGCCCCGAAGACCAUCUCCUUCCAUUACCUUCCUCUGCCAUCCAACCUCGUCACUCCCACUGCCCUCUUCCGCAUGGCUACUGCGUCGGCUCCUGGGCGGCCUGGCCCCGACGGCCUGCGCUUUGGAAUCGCGGCAGGCAACGGCCGGGGCCAUUUCGUCAUGCAGCGCUCGGACAGGCAGACCGGCGAGCUCAUCCUCGUCCAGAGCCUGCAGGGCCCUCAGACCACAGAAGUGGAAGUCGACAUGACCGAGUACCUGGACCGCACCUUCCAAGCGAAGCACGUCUCGAAGAUCACCGUCUUCGUGUCGGCUUACGAGUUUUAACGGAAGCCGUUUGCACAGGGGAGGAAAAGAAGCAGCUUGCGGCCUGCUCUUACUCACCCAGAACAUUUGGUUCUAACCACCAGCUGUACUACAAAAGCCCGAACAGACAUCAGGCAUUGCUGUCUGGGUACUUGCCUGUUUUAAUGCCAGCCUCAGAUAUAAUGGCUGUCGCCUUUCUGCUUCUCCUCCAGGGGUAGCUGGCAUGGCUCUCUCCCGAUGCUGUUAGACUACAGCUUCCAUCAGUCUUGCGGGCUGCUGAUGGGAGUUCGAGUUCAGCAUCAUUUUGAGGGCGCCACAUUGGCUACCCCUGUUUGACUUUAAACACUAGAUGCCCUGAGUGCCUUGGAGGGAUAAUAAUGUGAUUGACUUCCAACUAUGGUUGGUGUCCCACCUUGAUCAACGCCCCCCUUACUCUAACCUGCCCUUUGUUAGCCAAUCCAGCAUGUCACAUAUACAGACAACCUGUCCUUAAUGCAGGCACUCUGCCCUCAUCUCAAGCAGAAGUUCAUCUAAGGAAGAGAACAGGUCCAGAGCUGUCAACUUUCCCUCUUUUUGCAAUGGGAAACGGUGCUGGAAU
This is a messenger RNA of Lacerta agilis (Sand lizard), 2121 nucleotides long. It is a transcript of the gene FBLN7, whose product is annotated as fibulin 7. The transcript is spliced from 8 exons. Lineage: Eukaryota; Metazoa; Chordata; Lepidosauria; Squamata; Lacertidae. Bases 225 to 1544 code for a protein of 439 amino acids. Gene Ontology annotation, molecular function: calcium ion binding. The record is from RefSeq and is a predicted model, not a curated record.